Molecule: messenger RNA, 970 nt
Organism: Colletotrichum acutatum
Lineage: Eukaryota; Fungi; Ascomycota; Sordariomycetes; Glomerellales; Glomerellaceae
Exons: 1
Coding region: 434-937 (167 amino acids)
Source: RefSeq, a predicted model, not a curated record
AGUCUUAUUUCUCUGUAUCAUGUUCUUGAGUUCACGUAGAUAUCUCAUGACGCCAUCGGACUCAGCCCAGUUAUUGCCAAUUGAGGUCUCCCAGUGCUUCUGGCUGACCGGAAAUGAGGCUAUCAAGGUGGCCUAGUGAACAUGUUUUGAAGCUCACACGUCAGCCUUGUGCGUGUCGAUCAAGGUACCAGACACCAACACUCGAACAUAUCCAACGGAGAAACAUCAAGUUAAACUUAUACAUGUCCACACAUUGUGUUCAAUCGGUCUUGUACCUCAAUAUCUAUUUGCUUGAAACAAUUCCACAACAUCGCCUCGACUCAUCCUGAAAGCUUGAAGGCCAUUCCCGCAAGGCGCACACUCAUAGUUCAUCAGACCAAGAAGACUUGAGUUCAGCUUUAUCGCAACCGCCGCUCAGAAAGAGGUAGUCGCUAUGUAUAUUUUUGGAGAAGUAGCUUGUAUUGUCAUCGCAAGCUUCGCAAUACUGGCCUCGGUCUUGUGGACUGCAUAUGCUGCUCAUGCGACUGUCUUCUUUGAUCAGGAACCUCGAUCAGAAAAUAACAAGCUCUCAUCUGCUGAAUUCGCCACUGCCUUUUGCCUGAAAUUCUUUGGAUUUAUCAUCCUCACACCGCCGACACUAGCUUACUGCAUUGUGGUUUUCUGUCUGGCAAUUGCCGCUAUCGUCCCUGGCUUUCUCUUCGGAGCUUGCGUUGAACCCGUCUGCAGUCCUUUCGCUUGCAGCAAAACCGCAAAUGUGGCCGACAUUCUGGCCGUCGCCUUCUACCCUUGUGAUUACGUCUUCCGUUACUGGCAAGCCUACAGUAUGUGGCUCGUUGGAGACGAGUGGGAGGAAUCAACAUCUGCAGGAGCUUCAUUGCCACCUGAGGGUUCAGAGAAGGCAAUCAAGAGCCAAACCAGCGAUCUCAACUCCAAGUAAUCGAGGUCAGUAGAACGAUCUUCUCCGGCGAAG